AUUAAGAUUGCGAAAAGUGUUAAAAUUGUCCCGUUGUUGGUCUGUCUAAUAUUAUGACUGGCUGUUUUUUCGCGCCGGUAUUCGCGUUCUAGGUCAGUGGCCACACCUCUUUCUUUCAUUCGGAUUGGCGGCAGUCGCUGGAGCCUGCAGGACGCUUGGCAGCUCAACAAUGUCCCUGCCAACUUUAUCCUCCGAUGAGCUGAUCCAAACGUUGAUAGAAGGUGGUUUAACUAUGACAGAUGGAGAAGCGCAGAAAUUCAGAGAAAAUGAAGUUGAUGGAGAGACGGUACACCUGGGCUUAACUGACUCAAUGCUAGACCAUCUAUUCAAAGGCUCGUUUAAAAAGCAGGCCAAGUUCCUUCAAAUAGUACGACAGAUGCAGGAGCCUGGACACGGAGAGGCCUGUUCCACUCAAAGCAACACACAACCCAACACGGGUAGAGGCUGUCCCGUAACAGCUACUCACAGCACAGAUGAGAUGUACACAGAGGAGAUGCACACAAUUACAUUUCAAGUGCUAGAUGUUGAUGCUGCUACGAGAACUAGUUCUCAGUCUGUUGGGAGACUGCCCGAUGUUUAUGUCCUCACAUCAUUCCCUAAAGAGCUUCAAGCAAAGCUGGAUGCCAAAGAAGAGGUCCAGAGAGUUCCACAAUACAGGCACAAAAUAAUACGAGUAUUGCAUGAGACUGUUGCCAUGUAUACUAUGUAUCCCACUCACGCAGAAUAUGUCAAGGUAGCCCAGGCAUUAAUCCGGAAAUACCCAUUCCUGAAGGAUGUUACGGGAAAUGGCUAUCAUACCUGGCACAUGUCGCUGAAACGCAAAUUCAAGACCGAACGCGCUCCGCUUGUCCAAAAUGAUGAAGUGAAACUGAUCAAAGAGAAGUUUGCCCAUGGAAAGAAGUGCAAGCAACCUGACGCUGAGAGUCCAAACACCUGUCUGAGAACCAAGCCACGAUCAGAACUUGAUGUUCUUGGGGAAGAUGCAUCUUCAAUUGCUGGUCAUGUAAAGAUUCUACAAACACAAUACAGCAAGGCGCAGCCAGACACUGUGAUUGUACGCGACCUAAUGCAGAGAACCUUUGCAUGGAGGCAAAAUGAGAUCGCAGAAGGAAUGAGUGUUGAGGACACUAUGAAGAAAUAUCCCUUCUUAAAGACACCCUCAGGGCUGUUGGAGGAGGUGGGUCGUAUCCACUCCACAGCGAGCAUUAGCUUCACUGAUGGCUUUAACCAGAUUGUUCCCAAAGUGCUUGCACUGGCUCAAGGAAAAUCUCCACUAGCCAAACAGUACUUGGAGGCCAGAGAAGAAGUGCUCACCGAGGAUCUACCAGGAAUGGACUUCAGAGCGGCGCUCAUCCUCCUGCCAAUCAUUUUUAAAGAGAGUGUGGAUCAUCACAUUAUGAUGGGAGAGGGUGAACCCAACACACCAUACCCAAUUGUCCAGGUGGCUCAAGAAGACUGGAAGUCCACAUUUGGGGGACGAAGCUCCUGUUCCCUGAAGGUAGACGGGGUCGAGGUGUGUGAAGGCAUGAAGGUAUCGCGGUCGUACGCCUCCCUGCAACAAGGGUCUUGUGGCCUUGAGCUGAGGCGGCCUCUCACACCCGCUUCGAAUGAGGUCACUCUGUCGUACUACCUGGGGGGUCUGCACACUUUUUAG
Molecule: messenger RNA, 1654 nt
Organism: Perca fluviatilis (European perch)
Lineage: Eukaryota; Metazoa; Chordata; Actinopteri; Perciformes; Percidae
Exons: 11
Coding region: 170-1654 (494 amino acids)
Source: RefSeq, a predicted model, not a curated record